Theileria parva strain Muguga is the source of this 3542-nucleotide messenger RNA. RefSeq names its product XRN 5'-3' exonuclease N-terminus family protein (gene XRN3). The transcript has 3 exons. The record is from RefSeq and is a predicted model, not a curated record. NCBI's taxonomy places the organism in Eukaryota, Apicomplexa, Aconoidasida, Piroplasmida, Theileriidae. Gene Ontology annotation, cellular component: nucleus. Gene Ontology annotation, biological process: nuclear-transcribed mRNA catabolic process. Bases 230 to 3073 code for a protein of 947 amino acids. Gene Ontology annotation, molecular function: 5'-3' RNA exonuclease activity; RNA binding.
UAUACACAUAAUUAAUCCGAAUAGGAUCCUUGAUUCUGUUAUUCUUAAUAUGAUCUUGUUUAUUUAAUUUAUACAUAAACAAAUGUUUUGAAAUUGUAAAAUUACUGUAAAAUAGUAGAUUUGUUGUAUCAUAUUUUCGUGAUUUUUGUUUAUACUAAUUAUUUUCACAAAUGUGUCGGUCGUCAAUCUUUCUUUAAUGCUAUCACCCUGAUCACUUUGAAAUUUUAAUAUGGGAGUUCCAACAUUUUACCGUUGGCUCUGUAACCGAUAUCCGCGUGUUCCUAAGGAUGUGAUCGAUAACUAUAAUGAUAGGAACCUGGACCUUUCAGACCCUGACGCAAUAGGACUUGAAUUGCUCAAAGAUAACCCUAAUGGAGAAUUUGACAAUCUUUAUCUGGACAUGAACGGAAUAAUCCAUCCAUGCUGUCACCCAGAGAACAUGGAGCAACCGCAGUCUGAAGAGGUGAUGUUCACCUGCAUACUGGACUACCUAGACCGAAUAUUUUUCAUGGUCAGGCCUAGGAAACUGAUCUAUCUAGCUAUAGAUGGAGUGGCACCAAGAGCUAAGAUAAAUCAACAGAGGAGUAGACGUUUUAAAUCAGCAGCUUUGGCCGAUUUAGAGGAUGAAACGUAUGAUACCUUGAUUAGGGAUUACGAAAAAAGGUAUGGGAAGACAGAUUUAAUAGUAAGGAAAAGCAAAUGGGACAGUAACGUGAUAACGCCAGGCACCGAGUUCAUGUAUAAGUUGUCUGAGAAGUUAAUGGAGUAUAUAGAGGAUAGAGCUGAAAGAUAUGAUGCUUGGAAGAGAAUAGUGGUUAUAUUCUCAGAUAGCAAUGUUCCAGGAGAAGGAGAACAUAAAAUCAUGAAGUUUAUAAGAAACCAAAGACACUGUCCAGAUUAUGACCCCAACACAAGGCACGUCUUACACGGUAUGGAUGCAGACCUUAUAAUGUUAGGACUUGCGACUCACGAACCUAACUUCUUUAUACUCAGAGAAAUUGUUACUUUUUUCACUAACCCCACCACAAAUAACACUGAAAACGCUAUUGCCAACACACUUAAUAUUGUUUCAAAACCUUUCAAGAAUACUGAAAGUGCUGAAGGCGUGCAAAAAUACUUGAAGAUGAUGAGAGAGAACUGGAAACCAUUGCAGUUUCUACAGUUGCCAGUGUUGAGAGAGUAUCUCUCUCACCAACUAAGGUUCCCAUUGGGAUUUGAGAAUGGAGAAAUGGUAGACUUUGAACGGUGUGUAGACGAUUUAGUGUUAAUGAUAUUCUUCUGCGGGAACGAUUUCUUGCCGAAUCUACCUUCAAUUUCAAUUACAGGAGGGUCAAUUGAUCAGAUGCUCUUACUAUACCAGAAGGUCCUACCAGCUUUAAACGAUUAUUUAUCAGAUGAGGGGAAGUUGAACUUUCAUGCAAUCACCUCAUUCUUCGAACUGCUCUCCAAGAUAGAAGAUGAAACCUUUAAAAACAUUCAUGAAUUUAAAAUGAAGGCACAAAGUCGUAAGCAAAAUAAUGAGUUGAACAGCGCCGAUGCAACAAAUGAUAGUAAUGGUCACAGUGAAGGUACCGGGUCAGACAAAAGCGAAGAGGAAAGAAUUGAGGAUAGGUUUAAGAAAGAGUUAAAGGAGAGGAUUAAUUCAUGUAAUGUUAAGGAUGAUGUAAAACUGCCAGUGGAUGUGACUUUGAAUGACCCAAAGCUGUGGAAAGAAGCUUAUUAUAGAGAAAAGUUCAAUUUGGGUGAUAAAAAUCAAGAGGAAAUAGAUAAGUUUGUACAAAAGCUGUCUUUUGACUACAUAAAAGGAAUUUGUUGGGUAUUACAGUACUAUUACCAGGGAUGCCCAUCAUGGUCUUGGUACUACAGAUAUCACUAUUCGCCGUUUUGCUCAGAUUUACAUUUCUCAGGCCUACAAUCACUUGAAGAUUAUAAGUCUGAGUCUCAGAGUGAGGGCGAAGCAAAUCUGAAGAGAAGACACGAUUCUCUGGAAAUGGGAGUAAAAAUGAUAAAGUUUGAUUUAGGUGUACCCCUAACACCAUUUCAGCAGUUAAUGGGUGUUAUGCCAAUUAGAAGUAGCCACUGCUUACCAGAGAAGCUCAGGACUCUAAUGACUGACCCCGAUUCACCAUUGAGGGAGUUUUACCCAACAAAGUUCAGAGAAGACCCGAAUGGCAAGAGGUACAAGUACCAGUGGGUGGCUCUUCUACCGUUUAUAGACGAAAAGAAACUUCUAACUCAUGUUAAACCAAUAGAAGACGAAUUAUCCGAGGAAGAAAAGAUUAGGAACAGGACUUCAAAUAAUUUAAUCAUAUUGCCUAAAUCUAGAAGAAAUAAUUUUCUAAAUAAUGUUAACACCAUAGUUGGGCAGGAUACGGAUAGGCCAAAUAGUUGUUUUGAACAGUUUGUAUCUGAGACUGGUAAGAAGCACAGAAGUGUUCUAUUACCUGGAGCCAAGAUACCACCCAGGAUUCUAACUGUUCAAGAUUUAAUGGAGGAACAGAGGAACAGAGGGUUUAACUGUGAACCGGCAAAGAGAAUGAUACUCAAUAUGUUAUCUGCAAGAAGGGAUCCUUAUAGUAAUGAUCCACAUGGUCCAGUCCUUUCUGAUACUCAGAGGGAUUUUCAUCAGUAUACCAAUAAGUACACACCUGGUCAAUACACUCCGACACAACAUACACAUUACAAUCACGGACAAUACACACCUAACGACUAUAACCAGUACAAUCAACCUUACAAACGACAUCAUAAUCACCCUAACCAAUAUCAUUCAUAUAACCAACAUAACCAAUAUCCUACUCAUAACCAGCACAACCAGUAUCAUCCAAAUAACCAUAACCAAUAUCAUCAGUAUGAUCAAUAUGAUAACAAUUACACCGAUAACGCUUAUGACCCCUAUAACCCUAGGUAUGCAAAUGAGCAACCCCAAUAUUCAAGGCCAAAUUAUCAACAUGAUAGACCAUACCACCAUAAAAGGUCAAAUCAAGAUAGAAACUAUAAUCGUGACAGAAAUUAUAGUGACAGAAACAGAUAUAAUAGCGGAUACAGAAGAUCCUCUAACGAGCAAUAUUAUUGAUUUAGCUCAACCUUGUGGCACUUUUACAAAUGAUUCAUAUUAAAAUAACUUUAGUAUCAUGGAUAAUUUUAAAAAUCAGGAAAAAAUAUGUAAACUAGUGAGAAAAAGAGAAAUUAAAGAUUCCAUUGGUGAAUGUGCCAACAAGGAAGACGAAAACGAGAUUUUAAAGGAAAUUGAAAAAAAUGAAGUUAAGGAAAAUGAACAAAAUGUAGAAAAGAAGGAGAAGGGUACUCGGUUGGAGUAUAUAACAACAUAUUCACAGGACUAUAAAAUAAUUGAAAUCCCGAAACCGGAGCCCAAGCAGAAGAUUGAAGAGAAAGAACCAACACCAUUUGAAGGGAUAACAACAUAUACCCUCGAUUAUUCACUUAAUGCCUGGAAAAACUUUGAAAAUUUGACUUGAUUGCUUCCAGUCAUGAAAUGUACAUUAUCAUAAUAACAAGAAAUACAAGUAGACUCACUGUAGAAC